Messenger RNA from Vicia villosa (hairy vetch), 692 nucleotides. RefSeq lists its product as uncharacterized. NCBI's taxonomy places the organism in Eukaryota, Viridiplantae, Streptophyta, Magnoliopsida, Fabales, Fabaceae. The transcript is spliced from 4 exons. The record is from RefSeq and is a predicted model, not a curated record. Bases 1 to 366 code for a protein of 121 amino acids.
AUGCGACAGGGACCAAACAUCUGCCCCUUUCACGAAAUCAGAAAACAUCCUCUUCCUCUCAUCUCUCUCGAUUUGAAACAAACGCAACAACAACGAAAGAACUCUCCGCCUCUCUCAUUAUCGUACUCUCCGUCUCUUGCUCAUCUGAAGAAAAACAGAGUAAAACUCUCUUCUCUCGAUCUCGUCUCUGUCGUGAUCUCUCUCGAUCGCGGUGUCACUCUCAAUCGCAAACGGAUCAAUCGAGCACACAAACCCCAAUUCCCAAGAAUUGAUAAGAAGAAAAAAGCUACAACCGGGAAGGGCUUUGACGAAUCCUGUGAAAUGGCUCAGAGUUCCUUCAGGUUUGUGUGGUCUAUCUUGGUGUAAUGUUUGGACUGUUGUGAGAAGCAGGGCACUAGCAAGGUUGGUGUUGCAGAGCAGCAGCAAGGUGCAGGUUUUGGCAGCAUGGGGCAGCGAUUUUGGACUGUUUCUACUGCAUUUUUGGACCUUUGGGGCAGCAAACUUCUGGCCCUUAGAGCUUAGGUUUAGGGACUGAAUUCAUGCCAUUUAUUUGUAACCUUUCAAUGAUUAUUUCAAAUGAUUAAGAACUUUAGCAAAAGUCUAAUUCUUGUAAUUUUCAAAUGAAUUUGGAAUCUAUCUCUUGUAAUAAGGUAAUUUGAAGUUGAAUGAAAAAGUGUUAUUGGCAUUGUGAA